This is a messenger RNA of Cottoperca gobio, 2757 nucleotides long. It is a transcript of the gene ppp1r2, whose product is annotated as protein phosphatase 1, regulatory (inhibitor) subunit 2. Gene Ontology annotation, biological process: regulation of signal transduction. Lineage: Eukaryota; Metazoa; Chordata; Actinopteri; Perciformes; Bovichtidae. The coding region runs from base 251 to 883 and encodes 210 amino acids. Gene Ontology annotation, molecular function: protein phosphatase inhibitor activity. The transcript is spliced from 6 exons. The record is from RefSeq and is a predicted model, not a curated record.
GCUAGUAGUGCUGUUGCCCCACCAGUCAGUGAACAACCGGAGAGUAGCUAGACAUGCAGAACCGCCACUGCCCUUAGGAUCCUGCAUAGGUUUCUCCUGAGUUUAUGAAAAAGCACUGAGUUAUGACGGGGAGCAUUUUUAGGAACGAACCUGUCUUUGGUAAUUGAGUUGCAGAAAAAAAUCAGAGACUCUGAAAAUCAGUUGAAAGGGAAAUAGUUGCGCCAACCGGUCUGACAGUCAGCGUGUGGGAAUGGCAGCUCCCCGGCCGAUAAAAGGCAUCCUGAAAAACAAGAACAGCGGGACAAAUGUCAAAUCGCUGCCCGAUGAAGAACCGGGUGAGAGUCCUGAACAACCUCCUGUACUCUCGGAAGAUGAUCCACAGAAGAAAUCCCAGAAGUGGGAUGAGAUGAACAUCCUGGCCACGUAUCAUCCGGCUGACAAAGACUAUGGCCUGAUGAAGAUCGAUGAACCCAGCACACCUUACAACAGGAUGGUGGGGGAAGACGAUGAUGAAGGGGCGCUGAGUGACUCGGACGGCCACAGUGGACUCGCAGCUGAUGACCUGGCAUCAAAGCUGGUGGCAGCAGAAGGCUCAGAGCCUCGCUUUAUGAAGGAAGAAGAAGAAGAAGAAGAAGAAGAGAGCAGCGAGGAGGAGCAAGAGGAGCUGACUCCUGAAGAACAUGCCAAAAAGACACAUUUUCAGAUGAUGAGGAAGAUGCACUACAAUGAAGGCAUGAACAUCAAGCUGGCCCGCCAGCUCAUUGCCAAGGAGCUAGAAGAGGACGAGGAUUUAGACGAAGAGAUGAGGGAUGACACAGAAGAGGCGAGGGAGGACGCAGAGGAGACAGAGGAGACAGGAGGAGACGGAGGAGAUCAGUGUUGACCCGCCACAGGAAGCUGAUUCUCUGGAUUCCUAGACGAAGCUUCUCUCCCACCUUCAGCCCUGUGUGUCGGCUCAACAUCCAGACAGACAAUGCCGCUGCGCUCUGUUUUUAACGCUGGGCCGUACAGCAGACACCGCUUCACCACUCGUAUAACAAACCUCAACAGCCAAUAACCUCCCGGUCACCUGUCUGUCUCUACUUUUCAUUAGAACUGUGCAAUAUAACCUUCAAACACUCUGGGUUUUAACUCCCAGAAGCAGUACAACACACGAGAGAAGACUGUUGCUCCCUCCUCCUCCUCCCCUCUCCUGUUGCCAAGAAUUUCCCCCUCCUACCUCCUCUAGACCGUCGUCGCACUGAAGAAUAUGUGAUUCUGACCUUGAAACGAGCAUCAAGGCCUUGUAAAAAAAAAGAAAACAUUAAAAAAACACACAAAAAACAAACAGCUGCUGGAUACCACGACUCCCGUCUGGCGGCUCCACAGUCCUUCUGCAGGCCACAAAGCCAGUACGUCAGCCCUGGAGGAAGCCAGGGGAAACCCCACGGCCUCACUAAAGAUAUCUGAGACAUGACGACGACACUUAUACUGGGUGAACUUCAGACCGCUUUUUAUUUUUCUUGUGACCCAACACCCUGUUGCAUUUCCCUUCCUCCCUCAGUACAUUUUGUGAUAAAGGUUGGACACCAUGAUGACCAGUGAGGUUGUUUUUGUCCUCUUGGCUUACCUGGUAAUUCAUUCAAGCUUUUCAUAUUGGAAUAAUAGUGUUAUGAUCAUUUAGGAGCUAUUUAUUAGUCUCUAAUAGCACAACAAGAUCGAAAUUUCAUUGUAAAGAAAAAAACAUCGUUCAACCGACCAAUACAACCAUAGUAUUAAUUGACACGUGUAUACUGUGGUGUCUCACUUUGAUGCUUGCAGUCAAACCGUAUGACUUUGUGCUUAAGAUUAUUAGUAUUGAAUUGGCACGAUUCUGAUUUUGCCCCCAAACUUCUUAUUUACGUCUCUUUUUAAAAGCAAGAACACCACACCAAACCUCAUUUAAAAUUAUAGCAAUUAAAAAAGCAAACCUAUAUACCUACAUACCUCAUAGAAACAGACUCUAGGCCUUUUUUUUUUCUCCUUCAAAAUUGAAUCCACUGAUACAUUUGCCAUAUAGGUCAUCCAUCAAGAGACACUUUUCAGUAAAACAUUUUUUUAUUUAAAUUGAUUUGCGGUAGAAGAUUGCAGGACAUGCUGGUAAUAAAUGUCUCUGAAUGUUCAGUCAGGCCCCUGUGUUUUUCCUGGCCAUAGCAGUAAGGUAAUGAAAUUGUCCCUUUUAGAAUUUUUUUAAUCUAAGAUAGUAGGGGGUGACGGGGGACGGUGUUGAAGUCCCACAUCUGAGGUACAGCAUGUGCUACUGAUAAACAGGACAGUGUCCCGUCUUUAACAAUGUCCAGCUUUAAGCACCAGGCUCUUAUGUAGAUCUGACAAAGAAGAAACCAGCUCUGGCUCAAAAAGGAAUUGUAGACUUGUCAUCGCACGGGAGCUACACCGGGCCAAAUGCGUGAGUAAAUUAUUUUGAGGAAGUCAUCUGAUUUGUGUUUUUCAUUUCUCACCCGACUUCAUCACACUUUUUAUUUAAUGUUGUCUGAUCUACUUGAGUGUCUUGUACGACGCAGCUUGGGAAUGUCAACGAACGAGUUGUUAUAGAUGCUACUGACUUUAAUUAAAGCAGAUGUUGGCGGUGGAGCUAACCACUAAGGCUUUUUGGAGGUGUUUUCAAGGAUUUUUGUGAUUUCUGGGGUUCCUACAAGUGUCGAAAGUCUUUAAAAAAAAAAAAAAAAAAAAAAGGUGUUGGAUUAGACAAAAGUAUUGAAGAACAAAAAAGAUCCUGUU